This is a messenger RNA of Penicillium lagena, 1482 nucleotides long. RefSeq lists its product as uncharacterized. The record is from RefSeq and is a predicted model, not a curated record. Gene Ontology annotation, molecular function: protein binding. NCBI's taxonomy places the organism in Eukaryota, Fungi, Ascomycota, Eurotiomycetes, Eurotiales, Aspergillaceae. The coding region runs from base 1 to 1482 and encodes 493 amino acids. The transcript has 2 exons.
AUGGCCGUCCGACGAACAACGCCUUUGCAGCAAUGGCUCCAACUUCGUCGAGGCCUCGGCUCAACCACCAAUGCGCUCUAUCCAGCGCACGCCAGCAACCCUCUCUCCCCAGCCGAGCGACUUCUCGCUCUCUCCAACCAGCACAGUAAACCCACCAGCUCCCGCACGAUAAAGCGACCCUUUCAUCACACACGCCCAGCUCUCCGGAAAGGCCCUAAACCAUCACCCAGAGUGGAUGACGCGCAAUGGCAACAGAAGCGGCAGCGGUCAGCGGAGUUCUUGGACAACAACCGUUGGAUUACAUGGAAAGACUACGAUACCAAAUUGGCAGAGGUUCGGUACGAAGCAGAGUCACUCUACAAGUCCGCGACGGAGGCGGGAAUGCUGCCCAAGUCUCUCAAAUUGAAGGAUUUUACCCAGAUAGGAGUCAAAUUGCUGGAGGCGUCGACUAAGUCAACUGGGCCCACCAAACAGGCGAUCCGAUCUAUAUCCCAAGAUGUUGACACCGUCCACAAAAUCGGACAUGUCCACUCCAACUCGAGCAAGCUCUGGCAGGCAUGGCUUCUUCGGGCUUCCGCUAAUGCAGAGGCCAAGGCUGCUGUCGUUAUUCUCGCGGCUCAGCAAGCCAGAAAUCAGAAAGUUGUUCAACGGACCCCAUACACCGAUAUGGUUACCAACUUCGCCCGGCAAGACCGCUACCCGCCCGCUAUGUUACUUGAAGCGCAUUUUCUCCAAAGACUUGGGAAGAAUCAAGAGGCUCGCGACCUGCUGGACAAGGAAAUAUUUCCGUAUCUGCAACCAACGGCCAUUCAGCCUCCGCUUUGGGAAGAUAUCACGCUCGGCAGGAAUAUUCAGUCGCCCUGGACUCUGCUUGCUACUAUCACUGCGCAAUUGCAGCUCCACGAGAUGACCGAUCAGAUCCUUGAAACAGCUGCGAUCAAGUACCAGGAUUCCGAUGCUUUAGUCAAAUACGCUGCGGUUUUGUGGCAGCGGGGCGAGCAGGACAAGUAUGAAGAGUGCAUGAACAAGGCUGCCAUGGCCGGAAAUCCAGAUGCCUGUUUCCGACUAGCCAAUUACUACUACAAGAUGUCGGAGCAUGUCUAUGAUCCGCGCAGCGAGAGAACAUGGGAAAGCCCCGCCACCAAUCCCGUUGAACGGUUUCUCCAGAAGCUGUUCAGGCCAUUGCAAGAACGCAUACGUCAGAAGAUCGACCCAUUCAUACAUCGCGAGACCUAUGCCAAAUUGGCCACUGAAUGGUACGAGGUGGCUACGGAACUCAACAGCAGCAAUCGCGUCCCGGCUUUGAUGGCGGCGAUCCUGCAUCGACGGGUACACAACUGGCGCGCUGCGCAAUAUUUCAUUGAUCUACAAGGCGAUGAUCCUCUGCUGGCCAGGAAAAUGGGCUUAAUGACGUUGCGUGACGGGUGGGAAGACCCGACCUACGAGCCUGAUAUUAAAAGCUCAAUGUUGCCUGUACCAUGA